This is a messenger RNA of Oryctolagus cuniculus (rabbit), 4105 nucleotides long. It is a transcript of the gene EDNRB, whose product is annotated as endothelin receptor type B. Gene Ontology annotation, molecular function: endothelin receptor activity. Gene Ontology annotation, cellular component: plasma membrane. Gene Ontology annotation, biological process: developmental pigmentation; enteric nervous system development; regulation of blood pressure. Lineage: Eukaryota; Metazoa; Chordata; Mammalia; Lagomorpha; Leporidae. The record is from RefSeq and is a predicted model, not a curated record.
CAGACCCGCCUGCAGCUGGAGGGAGGCGUGCUCUGCUCCCUGCGCAUUUAGGCUUGGAACCCAACUGCGAGCCAAGCGUGCCUCCGUUGCAGCUCCGGGAAGGAGGUCCUCUCUUGUCGCUCUGCGCCUGCUGCCUCCGUUCCGCGAGGCUCUGAAAACUGCCGGGCUGCCACUUGACGCCCCGCUAAAGCAGGCAGCAGCAUGCAGCCGCCGCCAAGCCUGUGCGGACUCGCCCUGCUGGCGCUGGUUCUUGCCUGCGGGAUGGCCGAGGUCUGGGGAGAGGAGAGAGAAAUGCCGUCUGCCCCCGCUACUCCACCGCUUCUGGGAGCCAGCGAGAUCCUGACACCUUCCACUAAGACCUCUUGGCCAAGGGAUUCCAACGCCAGCCUACCACGGUCGUCUGCACCUGCUGAAAUACCCAAAGAAGGGAGGACAGCCGGAGCCCCGCGACGCACCCCUCCUCCGUGUCAGAGACCAACAGAGAUUAAGGACACUUUCAAGUACAUCAACACUGUGGUAUCCUGCCUCGUGUUCGUGCUGGGCAUCAUCGGAAACUCUACACUGCUGCGAAUCAUCUACAAGAACAAGUGCAUGCGAAAUGGCCCCAAUAUCUUGAUCGCCAGCCUGGCUCUAGGAGACCUGCUGCACAUCAUCAUUGACAUCCCCAUCAAUGUAUACAAGCUGCUGGCAGAAGACUGGCCAUUUGGAGCUGAGAUGUGUAAGCUGGUACCUUUCAUACAGAAGGCCUCUGUGGGCAUCACUGUGCUCAGUCUAUGUGCUUUAAGUAUUGAUAGAUAUCGAGCUGUUGCUUCCUGGAGUCGAAUUAAAGGAAUUGGGGUUCCAAAGUGGACGGCAGUGGAAAUUGUUUUGAUUUGGGUGGUCUCUGUGAUUCUGGCUGUCCCUGAAGCUAUAGGUUUUAACCUGGUUACAAUUGACUACAAAGGAAGUUACCUGCGAAUCUGCUUGCUUAAUCCCACUCAAAAAACAGCCUUCAUGCAGUUUUAUAAAACAGCUAAAGAUUGGUGGCUAUUUAGUUUCUAUUUCUGCUUACCAUUGGCCAUCACUGCCUUUUUUUACACUCUGAUGACCUGUGAAAUGUUAAGAAAGAAGAGUGGAAUGCAAAUUGCCUUAAAUGAUCACUUAAAACAGAGACGGGAAGUGGCCAAAACUGUAUUUUGUCUGGUGCUUGUUUUUGCCCUCUGUUGGCUGCCCCUUCACCUCAGCAGGAUCCUGAAGCUCACACUUUAUGAUCAGAAUGACCCCAAUAGAUGUGAACUUUUGAGCUUUUUGUUGGUAUUGGACUACAUUGGAAUCAAUAUGGCCUCCUUGAAUUCCUGCAUUAACCCAAUUGCUCUCUAUUUGGUGAGCAAAAGAUUCAAAAACUGCUUUAAGUCAUGCUUAUGUUGCUGGUGCCAGUCAUUUGAAGAAAAACAAUCCUUGGAGGAAAAGCAGUCCUGCUUGAAGUUCAAAGCUAACGAUCACGGAUAUGACAACUUCCGUUCCAGUAAUAAAUACAGCUCAUCUUGAAAGAAGGAAGAGUCAUUUAAUUUCAUUUUAUUUUGAACAGAAGUCAUUUCAACAAAAUGAAACCUUUGCCUGAAAAAAAUUGUAUAUUUGCACAAAACAAUGUAAAAAUGUAAGAGUGAUUAUUUUAACACUCAAAGAUACACGUGACAUUUUAUGAGCUGUUUACAUCACGAGAAGGAAAGCAGUGAGAAUCAAGGAAGCCUCAUUGUGAAAGCACUUAAUUUCUACAGUUAGCACUUCAGUAUAGCUCUUAAUUAUUUCCAGUAUAUUCAUUUACCACUUAUAUUUUAAACAGAGCUUACUCAGAGUUCCUAUUAAGGAGGUUUAUUUUUUAAUCUAUAUGAAUCUGAUAUAAUGGAAAAAUAUGUCACUAUAAAACAGAGUUUUGAAGUGACAUUUAAAUUACUCAAUUUAUAAUUUUAAAUAAUCCUUUAAAAUAACUUUUUAUUAAUAUUGUCAAAUCAUUGAUCAGAUUGCAAUUGAAUGCAAAAUAUGAAAGCAGUUUAGUUGGUGUAUUUUUAGGACAUUGGAAGCAUUUAAACUUUCCAGAUGAAGUAUCUGAUAGAUGAAGGCAAAGUUCUUAAAAAUCAUUAUACUCUACAUUCCGAAAAGAUAAAAUAUUUCAAAGGGAGAGGGAGAGGAGGUUUGAAAUCCUUUCCCAAAGGACUUCUUUGAAAUAUUCCAUUCACAUACUCUGCAAAGAAAGUACUAUCUACAGAUGUUUUUGAGAAUUAUUAAAAUCCUCUUUCACUACUGUAGUUUAAACUCUGCUUAGUUUCAUCAUCUGUAAAUAUUUAGCUAUAUACACUACAUGUAGAUGUUUAAAUGAUGGGCAGGCCCCAGUCAAUGCUCUACAAUGGAGAGAUGCCAGUGACCCCAUAACAGACAGAAUGUGAAUUGCCUGGUGCAGUGUCCACAUGGCAAAGGAGUGGGAUGAACUCUCUUCUCUCACCUGUGCUGUAGUUAAAAUGGUGUCUAGUAUAGGUACAACCUAGCUACCAUAAGGCUUUUUAAAAUCACAGAUUAGUCCAUGUAACAGCAGCCCAUAGGGGUUAUUAACCUUUAUAUUAUUUUUGUAAGGAACCGAUUGAAAAGCGUUCUUCAUAUGGUGCUUUUCUAUCACACAGAGACAAAACUGCUUUCUGAGUCUGUCAGAAUUUUAAUGCACUUAGUGCAUUCUUGCCUAAGUUUUUAAUCUCCUCGGCAAAGUACAUUAGAUUAACUUGGGAUGAAAUGUGUGUGAAAGUAUGUACAAGAAAAAACGGAAGAGGGAGGGAAUGAGGUGGAGUGAAAGGAAACCCAUGGGGACUGAAUCCCAUUCUUAGCCUGACGUUCGUCAUUGCCCCGUCACUUCAAUUAAAAGGUCCUGAUUCCGUUCCAGCAAAACAUAGUGCAAUGUUCUCAGAGUGACUUCAGGAACAAAUGGGGCCCAAGAGCUUUAACUCUGUCUUAAAAUACAACAGAAUUUCCACUUUUUUUUCUUUUAGUAAGCCAGUCCACAUGUUGGAAACAAGCUAGCAACGUUUUUCUUUGCCAGAAUCUAAUGUGAUGAUCAAACCCAACCAUUGUAGCCCAAAAGAAAGGACAAUCAUUCAUUUACAUGCCAUGUGGAUUCCACUUUAAGAUUACCCACAAACUUGGGUCUUAAUUUCUUCCCAUUUUUUUCAGACGUCUGCGAUCAGAAAAGACAUUGCAGACUUUCCGUCUUAAAUUAACUUUGGGUCACCAAUGUUUUCAGUUUAAUAUAUCUUGUUUUAGAUCAUUUUUGUUACCAUGUACUGAGGUUGAACAUCCUAACACCCUCCUCAUUUGCAUCUCAAUGUCCUUCCUUCUCCGUGCCAGAAUCAUGAUCUGGCACAUACUUCAAGUUUUUAAACUGCACACAGAGUAUAUAAAAUCCACAAUUACAAUGAAAUGGCAUCCAAUAGCUUUUUUUAAAAAAAUGUUUAGUUCAAAAUUUUAACAUAGUAAUAGAGGAUGGCAAGAAAUAAACAUGUUUGCUUUGCAUAAUUAAAGCCAAGAUAGGAAACAGUGCUACUGUUUAUCCUUAGAAUGUAUUUCCUUGUAGUAAGAAGUGUUUAAGGUAGUAACAGACAAAAUAAUUGUUAACACAAAUGUUACAGCACAAAGGAUUUAUAAAUGUUCUGGGCUAUUUUCUCCUCAUCACCCAUUAUUGAUAGAGGUGUAUAAUCAAACACCUUAUAUUAUUGACAGCUUACCUGUGGCCAAAGGAAUACAGUUUAUAGCAAAACAUGGGUAUGCUGUAGUUAUCUUUCAAAAAUUGUAAUAUAACCAUGUAAAAUUAUUAUAUAUUUUAUUUUGUCUGUGAUCACUUCAAGUGACAACUACUGUGGUUGCUGAUUCCUUAUUAUAUAAACAAAACUCAAUAAAAAUUUGAAUUGUUUUUUAAAAAGACCAGUUUGUUUUUCACUGUGCAAACACUGAUUAAUGAUAUACUCAUGAAGAGUUUAAAGGAAAGAUAAAUACUAAUUAAUUGUUUAAAGGAAAUACAUCAUGUUAAAGAUAUAACUAUCUAGGAAAUACGAAAUUUGUUCAAUUAAAAUACCAAUUUCUGGUA